This is a messenger RNA of Rana temporaria (common frog), 1793 nucleotides long. RefSeq names its product C4b-binding protein alpha chain-like. Lineage: Eukaryota; Metazoa; Chordata; Amphibia; Anura; Ranidae. The record is from RefSeq and is a predicted model, not a curated record. Bases 152 to 1507 code for a protein of 451 amino acids. The transcript has 13 exons.
UAAGAGCAGGAAGGAGGGGCGUGUACACAUGUGCACUUGUCUCUCAGUAUUUCCUGGUACAGUACAGUACAGUACAGGAAGUGUCUGUACGUUGUAGAGGGUGGACUUGACUACAGCUGACUGACCACCACUACCUAAAAGAUUUAUCAAAAUGAUCAUGGGAUCACACACCCUUGGAUGGGCCCUUACAUUUUUACUGUGCUUUACAUUAAUUAAUGAAACUUGGGGAGAAUGUGGUCUCCCGGAACGAAUCUCAUAUGCAGAGCCUAAACCAGGUGCUCUUGAUCAGAGCACCUUUCCUCCUGAUGCAACAGUGUCCUAUGAUUGUAGGCCAGGCUAUAUACGGGUUCCUGGCACGAAAAAUUCAAUAACCUGCUUGGAGGAUGGUACAUGGUCUACUCCUGAAGUAUUCUGCCAACGUAGAUCAUGUGGAAAUCCUGGAGAAGUGUUAAAUGGGCAAAUGGAGGCUACAGACUUUUUAUUUGGAUCUACAGUGAAAUAUACAUGUGAUGAAGGGUUUCGUUUAUUGAGCAAACGAAAUGUCAGAGAAUGCCUAGCAGAUGGAACGUGGAGCAAUGAACUUCCUCAAUGUGAUGCUGUAUUAUGUGCUGCACCAGAAUCGCCAGCUAAUGGAGAAUUUAAUCCACAAAAAGAUGAGUACACAUAUUUUGAUUCUGUAACAUUUUCAUGCCAGAAGCCUUUAGAAGUCGCGGGCACUGCUUCUAUAUCUUGUACAGGAACGGGGGAGUGGAGUUCCAAUUCUCCUACAUGUAAAGCUGUAAAUUGCGCUAAUCCAGAUGUUAGAAAUUCAAGAAGACUGUCAGGGUUCACUGGCCCAUAUAAAUUGAAUUCUGCUAUAUCGUUUGAGUGUGAUAAAGGCUUCUUUCUGAGGGGGUCCAGUUCAAUCUCAUGCAACAUUGAUAGUCAGUGGGUACCUGCAAUUCCACAGUGUGAAAGUAGUAAAACUGUAAAUUGCGCUAAUCCAGAUGUUAAAAAUUCAAGAAGACUGUCGGGGUUCACUGGCCCAUAUACAUUGGAUUCUGUUAUUUCGUUUGAGUGCAAUAAAGGCUUCAGUCUGAGAGGAUCCAGUUCAAUCUCAUGCAACAUUGAUAGUGAGUGGGUACCCGAAAUUCCACAGUGUGAAAGUAGUAAAACUGUAAAUUGCCCUAAUCCAAAUGUUAAAAAUGCAAGAAAUCUGUCAGGGUUAACUGGCCCAUAUACAUUGGAUUCGGUUAUAUCGUUUGAAUGUGAUGAAGGCUUCGUUCUGAAGGGAUCAAGCUCAAUCUCAUGCAAAAGUGAUGGUCAGUGGUUACCCGCAAUUCCACAGUGUGAAAGUGAAAAUGUCCCUGUUUGGCUAAUUGUCGUCAUAGUCAUUGGAGUCGCAGUCGCUGGAGUGAUAUUUGGCGUUGUGCUAUGCAAAUGUGUCAGCAAAAGGCAAAAAAGAGGUGAUUAUUAUUGUUCCGUAAAGACAGACAAGUUUGCGGCGUCUGUAGAGCCAGAGCUGUGAAUCAGAUAUAUAAUAAAAAAAACACGUACAAGGAAGAUGCAGCCUGAAACCCCUGUGCAAUAUAGCCAUUGCAACGCAUAAAUACCGAAAAAGCGGAAGAAAAUAUUUGAUGUCUGAAUGUAAACCAAAAAUAUUUUCUAUGCACUGAGUGCCACAUUUUCUGUGUACUUAAUUAUGUCUUUUUAUAAUGUGGACAUGGAAUCCAUUUUGAAGGACCCUACUGAUUGAACUGUCUUUGUUCGCAUACAGCUAAAUGUGUUUAAAUGUUAUUUCUGUUAGACCAGCA